AUGCAUCUCAGAAACACUGUCGCCCUCUUUGCGGCUUCGGCGGCUGCUACACACCCCAGACUCAGCAGGCGAGAUGUGAGCUGGGGUCCCAUCAUCGGCUUCCAAGCGACUACUUCCGAGAUCAUCUCGACAACAUCGACGAUGUACCCCGGCAAGAUGCCCUCCAACCAGAAGGGAUACAUGUUCACUUGGAUCGGUGUUGGCGGUGAGGGAGACGGCAAGGAUCUCAUCCAGUCCAUCGUCGGCUCAUACCCGGCCGGACAAAGCGAGUGCACCGGAGCGAACGCCGACUCCACGUGGUGUGUCUCAAGCGAGGUCUACGGCCUGGACUCGUCCGGCGCUACGAUGCAGUUUGUCGGAGAGAAGACCACGGCUGACGCCAACUACGAGAACGGCAUCAUUUUCGACUACAAACUCAAGGACACGUCGUCGUACUCAUGGACGCAGACCAUGACCGAUGCCGUCACAGGCGACGUGCUGUCGACCUACACCAAGGUUUCCAAGCAGAAGUCGACCCUCUGGAACACUGCCAUCGAGCUGCAGGACAGCAACGGCGUAGCUGCCAGCGGCACUACUGAGCCCCAGUACUACGUGAACACCACCAUUGUUUUGGCCGAGGCGGAUGCGAACUUCGGCUCAACCAUCUACGGCGAGUCUGGCGGAAGCUACACGACCCCAAAGACGACUGAUGGUGGCAAGACUUGGACCAUUGAGAAGAUCACUGUUCCGGCUAUGAGCUCUUGA
This is a messenger RNA of Colletotrichum karsti, 744 nucleotides long. RefSeq lists its product as uncharacterized. Lineage: Eukaryota; Fungi; Ascomycota; Sordariomycetes; Glomerellales; Glomerellaceae. The coding region runs from base 1 to 744 and encodes 247 amino acids. The record is from RefSeq and is a predicted model, not a curated record. The transcript is spliced from 2 exons.